AUGAACCAAAUGGUAGAUUAUAUUAAAAAAGAAGGAGAAGGAUUAAAAUGUAUUGUUGUUGUAUUACCUUUUCAUGAGGAUAAAUUUUCAGAGGUUAUUCAAAUAAUGAUUAGAAUAAUAGCUAAUACCUUCCCAAUUGUUGGCUUUUGGAAACAUGUUUGUGUAGUAUGGACAAAGUGCAUGUGUUUUUACCCUCAAGCUGUGUUAGAAGAAUCUAUUCAUAUUAAACAAUCAUAUUAUAAUGAAAAAAUGAUGGAUUAUAUUAACCAAAAAACAGGAAGUGAACAUAUAACUUUCCCAAUGUUUUUUGUAGACUCAAACCCAUGUACAGGACAAGAUAACUCUAGGUCAGAGAAUGAAAUUGAAUCCCUUUUAAAUUGGGCAAGAAAAUUAUCACCGAUUGAUGUUAACAAAGUUGAAAAGAGGGACAUUGUCUAUGAAUCUGUUAUUCUAGAAGAGGAAGAUCAAGAAAUAGUUAUAAGUAAAACAGAAAAAGAAUUAACAACUCAAAUCAACCACUUGGUAAGAGAGAAGAGAUUUCGUUACGAUGAAGAUGAACCAAGUUAUUCAAAUUGGGAAACUGUUAGUUCUACAACCAAAGUCAAAGAGUUCCCAAAACAAGUCACACACUACGUCACGGAAUAUGUUUACAGAGAUCCACCAAAAGAGGAAAAGAAUAAAGAAAAUAAAGAAUUUGAAGAUACCAUGAAUGGUUUAGGUGCUGCAGUUUUUAUUGGUGGUUGUAUUGUCAAAGGCAUAAUUGACUAUAACAGAAGAAAAAAAGUGACCAAAUUAAAAGAGGUUCUUUUCUUAACUUUUUUAAGAAAAAGAAUAAAUUUUAAUUCAAUACUUUAA
Molecule: messenger RNA, 855 nt
Organism: Entamoeba nuttalli P19
Lineage: Eukaryota; Evosea; Mastigamoebida; Endamoebidae
Product: AIG1 family protein, putative
Exons: 1
Coding region: 1-855 (284 amino acids)
Source: RefSeq, a predicted model, not a curated record